Molecule: messenger RNA, 2439 nt
Organism: Sparassis crispa
Lineage: Eukaryota; Fungi; Basidiomycota; Agaricomycetes; Polyporales; Sparassidaceae
Exons: 17
Coding region: 1-2439 (812 amino acids)
Molecular function (GO): succinyl-CoA:3-oxo-acid CoA-transferase activity; actin binding
Source: RefSeq, a predicted model, not a curated record
AUGUCCGCACCCACUGGCAUCGUAGUAUCCCAGGAGCUCUCUUCUGCAUUCUCGGAUGCUGUAGAUUCGAAUAACACAAGAUUCCUCAAGAUUUCAAUCCGAAAUGAAUCUCUCGUUCCGGAAGGCUCUUUCCCACCCUCUGGAACACUGGACGAAGAUCUGGAUAAGCUAGAGGCCAUCUUGGAGGAUGACGUUCCCGCGUAUGUUCUCGUUAGGUUGGGCGACCAGCCCACCGAGUGGUUGGUAGUAAACUAUGUCCCCGAUUCUGCGAAGGUCCGAGACAAAAUGUUGUAUGCUGCGACGAGGAUCACCUUGACCAAGUCUCUCGGGUCGGCCCACUUCACGGACAGUCUCUUCGCCACCAGCAAGGGCGACUUAUCUGCAGAUGCGUACGUGAAACAUAGACUCCACUUAGCUGCUCCCAAACCUAUGAGCGAUCGUGAGAAGGAGAUGGCUGAGGUCAAGGCCGCCGAGCGUCAAAGCGGCGGCGCUUACAACGGAAGUAGAGCAAGGCAGAAUCACGUAGGGACCGGCGUCGGCCUGAAGUGGACAGAGGACGUCGAGAAUGUUAUCAAAGAACUGGGCUCAGGAGAGGGAGCAGCCCUGGCUCUUCUUAGCAUUGACCCGCCUUCGGAGACGUUGGUUCUGUCUUCCCUGACAGAGUGCGCCGUCGACGGCCUGAGUGCUGCGCUGCCGACGUCCGGACCUUCUUUUGCAUUCUUCGCGUGGCCGCAAAGUAUCACCUCACCUCCCCGCCGAGAGAUCGUAUUCAUCUACUGCUGUCCUUCUUCCUCUCCUAUCAAGCACCGGAUGCUCUACUCCUCAGGCUCUUCUUCAGUCUUCCAAUCUGCCAAGGACAUUCUCUCAUCCACAGGCACGUCUUCCGUACUGGCGUCUCGCAAGGUUGAGACGUCAGAUCCGCACGAAUUGACCGAGAAUCACCUGGCGUCUGAGCUGGGCACUCCUACUGACAUCCCGGUGCCAAACAAAACAAAGGUAUGGGACUCCGUCGAUGACGCAGUCAAGGACGUCAAGUCCGGGGACGUGCUUCUCGCUGGGGGUUUUGGAUUGUGUGGGACACCAGAUACCCUGAUCGCGGCGUUGGCAAAACGGGGAGAGAUCAGGGACCUCACUGCGGUGUCAAAUAAUGCUGGGUCAGGAGAACUUGGUCUUGGGAAACUUCUUCACAGUGGCCAAGUUGGCAAGAUGAUGGCGUCGUAUAUCGGAGGAAAUAAGUACUUCGAGAACCUAUACCUCACAGGACACAUCUCCCUCGAGCUGAUUCCUCAAGGUACGCUCGUAGGUCGCAUGAAUGCCCACGCUGCGGGUAUCCCCGCGUUCUACACGCCCACCGGCGCGUCGACGGCCAUCGAGCACGGGUCUAUUCCCGUCCGAUAUAAAGAGGGUGGCAUGUCAGCGGGCGUCGCGAUCCCAGGCAACAAGAAGGAGGCGCGCGAGUUCAACGGCAAGCGAUACGUGCUCGAGCCUGCGAUUGCCGGGGACGUCGCUUUCAUUCGGGCGUGGAAAGUGGACGAGAUUGGCAACUGUGUCUUCAGAUAUACUGCGAAUAACUUCUCGGCAACGAUGGCACGCAAUGCGAAGCUAACCAUUGUCGAGGCAAGCUGGCCUUGUUCACUUUCGCCGAACGCGAUUCACGUGCCAGCAAUCUACAUCAACCGUAUUGUCAAGUCCACCGAGCCGAAGGCGAUCGAGAUUACGACCUUGGCUUCAGACCACUCCUCGGAAGAAGACUUGUCGUCGCUGACGCCAGAAAAGAAGGCAGCGAAAGAGCAAAGGCACCGAAUUGCGAUGCGCGCGGCGCAAGAGAUCAAGGAUGGUUUUCACGUCAACCUAGGUAUUGGCAUGCCCACGCUCGUGCCGGAGUUCCUCCCGCCUGGCGUGCGCGUCUGGCUACAGAGCGAGAAUGGUAUCCUGGGCAUGGGCCCAUAUCCGACGAAAACGCAGCUUGACGCCGACAUUAUAAACGCCGGCAAAGAAACUGUAACUCUUUUGCCCGGUGCAUCCGUAUUUGAUUCAAAUGAAUCGUUUUCAAUGAUUCGUGGCGGUCACAUUGACGUCGCCAUCCUCGGAGCAAUGCAAGUGUCGCAAGCGGGGGACAUUGCCAACUUCAUGAUCCCGGGGAAGAUGGUGAAGGGAAUCGGCGGCGCGAUGGACCUGGUAUCGAAUCCGGACAAGACGAAGGUGAUCGCGGUCAUGGAGCACACCGCGAGGGAUGGCAGCCCGAAGAUUCUGGCGGAGUGUGCGCUGCCGCUAACGGGCGCGCGGACGGUGAGCCAGAUCAUCACGGAGCUGGCGGUGUUCGAUGUGGAUAGGCAUGCGGGAGAGCUGCAUCUGACCGAGCUGGCGGAGGGCGUGUCACUGCAGGAGGUGAAGGCGAAGACAGGCUGUGAGUUCAAGGUCGCACCCCAUCUACUGUAG